CUACCAUAUCCCCACGCGGACACCCUCCUCUGGGUCCAGGUAGAAGUUGCACGUGUGGUUCAGCACGUAUUCGGGAUGGUUGAGAUCCACCAAAUAUGGAAUCCUUACUGCAGAUGAGCGUACACAAGGGCAGGCUGCUGUCCCGUGGGAUGGAUGACGUCCUGGAGCAGGACCAGUACGAGGAGCGCCUGAAGGAAGUUUUCGAUGGCUUCGACGGCAGCCGGUGCGGCUCGCUAUGCCCGGAGGAGCUCGCCGACCUCUGCCUGUCGCUACACUUGGAGGACGUCGCCCCGGCCCUCCUGGAUGCUCUGCUGCAGGGUCGGGACCGGAUCACUGACCGGGUUGACUUUGAGCAGUUCAGGGAUGCGUUGAUUCUGGCGUUGUCAUCUGGCAUUGAAGCUCCACCAACGCAGCAGGAAGUCUCAUCCAGACCAGAGUCGCCCGACAUCCAACCAAAGUUUGUGAAAGGCAGCAAACGCUACGGCCGUCGCUCCAAACCGGAUUCGCUCAACACCAUUUCAGACUUUUGCGAAGACGCGCACGACCAAGACGAAGACGACGCAGACGGCCAGGACGCCAAGGACAACUGCGACUCGGCAAUUCCGAGAAAGCGUGAGCGCUGGAACGCAGACCAAACGAGCACAGAAGAGUAUGAAGCAGAAGGCCAGAUGCAUCUGUGGAACCCAGACGAGCCCAGUCCGCCUCGAGGAUGUGUCUCGGCUGCCCUGAAGGAGAAAAUCCAAGAGGCCUGCGAAGAGUUGGCCAUUUCGUGGGACGGAUGCGCCGGCCGCUCGGACCUGCUCGCCCUCUGCGAUCAUUUAGGCUUGGAGAUAAGUGCGGAUGUCCUCCGUGGCCUAAAUGGGGACUCGUGGAUCAAUGUUCAAGAAUUUGUUUCCAUGCUCUUGAAGCACAACAAGCCCGCCACCCCGUCGGCCUCCACUCCUUACCGCCAGCUGAAAAGACAACACUCCACUCAGCCCUUUGAUGAGGUGGGCCGUCGGAUCGCCAACCCCUCCGCCCUGAUGAGCGCCGUCGCCACGCGUCUGUUCUCCUCGCUGGACGACGGCACCGGCUUCACUCCGGUCGAGUCCGUCAUCCACGCCUGGAUGGAGGACGGCGUGGAAAACAGCAGCGAGAUCCUGCAGGCGUUAAAUUUCAACCUCGACGGCAAGCUGAGUCUGUGCGACCUGACCGUGGCGCUGGAAAACGAACUCCUGACCACCAAGAACGACAUCCACCAGGCGGCGCUGGCCACUUUCAAAGCGGAAAUCAGACAUCUCCUAGAGCGCGUCGACAGCGAGUUGAGUGAGAAGGAGAAAAUCCGCUCAGACCUGGAAAAGGCAGAACGGCUUAAAACCCAGCUGGCCGCCGAGGUGGACGAGCAUCACUUGUCAAUCGAGCGCACAAACAAUCUGAACCUCAGGAAGUUGGAGGAAGAGCACCAAGAGAAGCUGGCAGCAGUGCGCUCGGAGCUGAUGAAGGAGAUGGACCUGAUCCGCCAGCAGGCGGAGCAGCAGUGCCAGGAACUGGAGGCGGAGGUGGACAACAUCAAGGAGGACGAGACCUUCCUCAGGGAGCACCUCUCCAUCUCGGUCAAGGAAAACCGACGUCUGGAGAUGGACUUGCUGGACUGCAGUGAAAAACUGAUGACUGCCCAAAGCCAAGUGACCAAACUGCAGGCCGGUUUGGACAUUCUGAGAAAAGAGAAGUUUGGUGACCUGGACCCCAGCAGUGCGGACUUCCUUCUGCAGGAGGAGCGCAUCAAGCAGCUUCGGCUGGGCUACGAAGAGCAGUGCAGGGAAUUGCAGGAUCGCGUAGACGAGCUGCAGUCAGAGCUGCGGGACUUUCAGAGCUUGGGCCGACCUCAGCAGGCCUGCUCCCAGCCUCUCUCGGAGGAGCUGGAGAGCAAAAGCCCCGCCGUGGAGUCGGACCCGGGCCUCGGCUCAGAGGAAGUCCAUCCCUUCAUCAGUAUGAGCCUGGAGGCAGAGAUGAUGCUGGAACAGCAGAAGGAGCAGCACUUGCGCCAAAUGGAUGACUUGAGGAACCAGCUGGAGAGCAAAAUCAAUGAAUUCAAUGCUGUGGUUGCGCAACACGAGGACCAGAAGACUGCAUUGGCUCUCCAGCACCAGCAGGAGGUCCAGGCAUGGAGGGAGGAGCUGGCUGGUGUUGGCUCACAGGAGCAGGAGCUCCAGAGCCGACUCGAGGUGGCGCAGCUCGAGCGGACCCGUCUUGAGGAGGAGACGCAGGAGGAGGCGUCUUCGUUUCGGUGGCAGCUCCUCGAAGUGGAGAGUGUGGCCGCGGAACGGGAGGAGCAAGUGAGGAACCUGCAAGAGCGGAAUCAGGAUCUUCUUGCUGAGAUGGAGGAGCUACGCGACCAGCACGCCAGUGUGGUCAAGGAGAACACGGAGCAGUUAGAACUCAGACUGAAGGACCGGGAGAAGAAACAUCAGGAAGAGAAGGACGAGUUGGAGAAGAGGUGGAUGGAUUGUUUUGAAAAAGAGAAGGAACUACUGAGACAAAGCCAUCAGGAGGAGCUGACAGCCAGACUCGACGAGGCCAGGUCCGGUUUGGAGGAGGAACACGUCCAGACUGUGAAAAGCCUGACUGAGGAGUUGCAGGAGCAGCGAGCACGGCUGGACGAGCAGAACAACGAGUCCCUGCAGGCUCUGCUGGAGGAGGCCAUGUUGAGGUUGGUCAAGGAACAGGAGGAGAAGGAGAGCGAGAGAACGACUCAAUACGAGCAGCGGGAGGCCAAGCUCAAGCAGGAGUGGGAGCGGGAGAGGCUGCAGCUUGAGGAGGACUACGAGGACAUGCUCCAGGAGAGCCUGGACCAGGAACGGCAGAAGCACCAGGCGGAGAAGGAGGAGCUGGAAGGCCUGCUGGACCUGAAGGAAGAGGCCCUGCGAGAGAUGGCGGCUAAGCACGCCGAGGAGAGGAACGCGCUCGGCACAAUGCUGGAUAAGCUACGAGACGACAUCGCUCAGGAAAGGCAGCAGACGCAGGCGAGCUUCUCCGAGAAAAUCAAGCAAGCGGAGGAACGUGUCUCAGGUGAGCAAGAUUCGGCAGCUGCACGCUUUCAAGCCGACGUUUUGAACCUGGAACGGCACUUGGAGAGCCAGCUGAGGGAGCUGUCGGAGAGCCACGCCGAGCAGGAGCUCCUCUGGGACGAGCGCUUGAGCCAAGCGCGCCAAAGUGCAGAAGAAUGGCAGAAAAUGGCCCAAGAGGCAACAGAGAGACUUGAUGUUCUCCAGGAAAGUCUGCAGGCCAAUGAGGAUCUUCUCGCUCGCUCUGACAAGAAAGCCGAGGACGACCAAGUCCUGCUCACGCAAACGGUGGAAGAUUUCCGGCAGGAGAGAGAAGAAUUCCAAAACAGCUACGAGCAGCUUGAGAGGAAAUACCAAGACGUCCUUUCCAUUUCCCGUCAGCAGACCACAGAGAGGAUCUCGCUGCUCACCGAGCGGGACGAUUUGAAGCUGAGGAUUGAGGACAUGGAGAGGCUCCUCAAACAGGCUGCGGAAGACUUUGAGCUGGACAGGAAGGAGCUUCAGCGAGAGGUCGCUAUCCUGGAGGAGAAAGUGAAGGGAAGCCAAAGCCAAGAUCUGCAUUUAAGUGCUGGGUCGAUUCCUGAAAAUCCCUUCGGUGAGGAAGAUCUGGAAGUGAAGAGCGACCCAACCAAUGAGCCUGAUGAAGACGCCCCGCAGCUGAAGAUGGAAGCAAGUGAGGACCAAGAGGUGUCAUGGACUCGCAAGGCUAGCAAUGACCUGGAAAGCUCAAAUGUUGAAGAACCUGACGACAAGUCCGAAGAUCCUUACAUGACCUCUGACCUUGCGUCCCCCAAGAUUGAUGUUAACAAAAAGUGCCAAGAUCAAGACUCGUCACAAUCUGGAGCUUUGGAUAAGCACCGAGAAGAACGUGGACCUCAAGAUGUUGCUUCUUCUACCAUGGAAAGCCUCUCACAAAUGGAGACCACGGUUGGUUCCUUGGAUCCUUGUGAGCUAUCUGAAGGCGAUGCCACAAAUGAUCAUGAUUCAGAAUCCGACUGGGACGACUUCAAUGAGGAACAUACAAAUGUUAGUCCAGAACUUCUUGAUCAGGACAUUGAUGAUGAACUCCAGGAUUUUGAGCUGCAGUCUUCUGACCAUCAAAGCAAAGAGGAGAAUGUUCUCCUCCAGGAGAAAAUCUUCUUGCUCCAGCAGAAGACGGAGCUCCUCCAGAGUCUUUUGGAGCACAACAGCAAGAAGAUCCAAACAGGCUGCGAGUAUCUGGAGGAAAACUACAGCCUCAAAGUCAAAAUGUUCCUGCUGAUGGAGCACAUCAAAGUGCUGGAAAUCAAAACCUCCAAGCUGACAGAGCUUCAGGCUCGUCACGAAGAUUACACGUGGGAGAACGUCACGUUGAAGCGGCAAAACGCCGAGCUCAAAAAGAUGCUUCGGAGACUCCAAAGCCAGACGAGCGACGAGCGGAGUUCCCUCGCGGACGACGUCGGCAGGAUCCGACGGGAGAACCGCAAGCUCUCCGACUUAAUGGUGGAGUUUCAAGGGGACACCCGCAGCAGAAUUUCUGAAACUUCUCGCGACUUUGAGGUGAACACCAUCAAACUUCACCAAGCCCUUUCGGAGACCCAAGGCGAGAAUACAAGCAGAUGUGAGCUGGAGCAGAUCAAGCAGGAGAAGGUCGCCGCCGAACUUCUAGCAGAGAAUCUCAACAAAGAGAUGUCCGACCUUCGCUCGCAAAGCCAGCGACUCCAGGACGAGAACGGGAUGCUGGCGGACGAGAAGGCCCGCAGUCUGGCCGACGCCGACCAGCUCAAGCUGCAGUUGGCCAAGCUGACCAAAGACGACAAGCAGGAGGUGCUCACCGGCACAGAGAAGAAGGAGCUUGCAGCUUGCGUACGCGCUCUGGAGGCCGAGUUGACCAAAGCUGUGAAGGACACGGUCAGGCUGAAGAACAGGAACGGCGAGCUGGCCCAGCAGGUGUCUCACCUCGAGGAGAAGCUGAUGGAGGCCGACUCGAUGGAGAAUCAUCUCAGCCAACUGACGGAAGGGCGAAAGGAUGCGGCGAAGGAGACAAGAUGUCUUCGCAAACAAAUGGCGAAAUUCCAGGAGAGGGUGAAGAGCAUGGACGACAGCCUUCAGUCCCUGAGUCAUCAGAAGGCUUGCCUCCGCUCGGAUCUCCGCGUCAUGCAACAGGAGCGAGAUUCCCUCCGCCAGGAAGUUGGCGUGCUGCACAAGCAACUGCAGAACGCCGCCGAUAAGAACCAUAUCAUGGAGCUGGCCUUGCAUGAGGCGGGCGUCCAGAAUCCCAGCAGGAAGCUCCACAGAGACAACACGCUCCAGCCCAAGGAACAAGACGAGAAGGUCAGCAUCCUGUCCGUCAAGCAACAGCAGCACAGGCACAGCCAGACGAUGGUCCUCAAAGCCUUGGAGAAGGAGAACGCCUCCCUCAAGCAGGAGCUGGAUGCCCAAAAGCUGCUCAUCAAGGAGCUCGCUGCUAAGGAAGGACAUGCACAGCUGCAGGAGGAAAAUGAGGCGCUCAAGGCCGAGAUCGCUCGAAUCACUGAACAAUUCUUAAAGUCAUUCCAUGUUCACUUCUCCGGACUCCUGCCGACGUCGCCCCGCAGGACGACGAGUGUACAUUGUUCCGACAACGCACAGGACGACCAGAAGCCUCGGAUGGAGCGUAUGGAGUCACGAAUGAAAGAAAUUGAAGCAUCUCUGCGUAAUGUCAAGCUGCUUCUCAGGGAAAAAGUGGCUCAGCUCAAAGAACAGGUGCACAAAAACAGCAGAGCGGACGUGCUCAUCCGAGACUUGUACGUGGAGAACGGUCAGCUACUGAAGGCUUUGGAGGCUCUCGAGCGGCGACGCCGAACACCAGAGAAGACCAAGCGGCCGGCCGAGGACGACACCUUGGAGCUCCACACCAGAGUAUGCGGUCCGAACCCCCCGCCUCUCCUCUCGCCAUCUUACAACUUCAACCGUGUGUAAUUGCACCUCAUUUUAUUUUUCCUAAACAUCAGUAUUAUAUGCAGUAUUUUGUUAUUUUAUGUAUUUAUUUUAUACUGAGACACCGAAUGUAUUAUCGUACAUCUCCAUCUCCGCAAGGUGGUGGAAAAUCUGUAUUUUUUAAUUUUGAUAACCUGCCUCCACAAUUGUAUGUGUAUAAUUAUUGUGAAGGAAGAAGUGUUUGCCAAGACAAUUGAAAAUUUCAUUUUGUAUGACUUAGUUUAGUCUUUAUACUACUCAGUUGACAGUACAGUGCUCAACAAUGAAUCAUGUGUUUUACUAUGUCCUGUCCAUCAGAGCCAUUAUCUUCCCAUGCUGAUUCUCUGGAAAAAGAGAUGUGUAAUAAAAAGAUGGAGCACUUUAAACUGUAAUAGUACAGCUACCAAAGCAUCUAGUGUUUCAAGUAUUUUUCCCCAAGAGAUGAUAAAUCUAGUUUGAAAUAGAAG
Messenger RNA from Syngnathus acus (greater pipefish), 6448 nucleotides. It is a transcript of the gene nin, whose product is annotated as ninein (GSK3B interacting protein). Gene Ontology annotation, biological process: microtubule anchoring at centrosome; centrosome localization; centrosome-templated microtubule nucleation. Gene Ontology annotation, cellular component: centrosome; mitotic spindle pole; ciliary transition fiber. Gene Ontology annotation, molecular function: calcium ion binding. NCBI's taxonomy places the organism in Eukaryota, Metazoa, Chordata, Actinopteri, Syngnathiformes, Syngnathidae. Bases 96 to 5984 code for a protein of 1962 amino acids. The transcript has 27 exons. The record is from RefSeq and is a predicted model, not a curated record.